Molecule: messenger RNA, 1899 nt
Organism: Triplophysa rosa
Lineage: Eukaryota; Metazoa; Chordata; Actinopteri; Cypriniformes; Nemacheilidae
Gene: xcr1b.1
Product: chemokine (C motif) receptor 1b, duplicate 1
Exons: 2
Coding region: 117-1157 (346 amino acids)
Biological process (GO): chemotaxis; immune response; G protein-coupled receptor signaling pathway
Cellular component (GO): membrane
Molecular function (GO): chemokine receptor activity
Source: RefSeq, a predicted model, not a curated record
GGUGAAACUCUUAUAGGAAGAAAAACAUGAUGAGGGUUUCAGUAGUUUGUUGGGUUCAACAUUAGUGCUCAACCUACAGACACCUGAUUCAGAAAAUAUUAAAGUUUGGCAUCAAGAUGAAUCAAAUUGAGUUUGAAUAUGACUAUCCGAAUGACAGUGAAAUCUGUAGCAAGGACAACGUGGUUCAGUUUGAAUCGUCAGUCACUCCAGUUGUUUUCAUCAUUGUGGUUCUGUUCAGCUGUGUGGGGAACACGUUGGUCUUGUGGGUCCUUGUGAAAUAUGAAAAUCUAAAAUCUCUGACCAACACGUUCCUGUUCAAUCUGGCUCUCUCCGAUCUGAUUUUCACAUUCGGUCUGCCCUUUUGGGCCUACUAUUACAUGUACGGAUGGACUUUUGGAGAUGAGGCUUGUAAAGCGGUAAACUUCGUGUUCUACACUGGAUAUUACAGCAGCCUCAUCUUCCUCACAGUUCUGACCGUUCAUCGAUACAUAGCCGUGGUGCAUCCCAUGUCAGUGGUCUUAUCGCGGAAAAGUCUGCACUGCUACAUAACAUCUGCUAUCAUCUGGGUCAUGAGUAUUGGCGCUGCCGUUCCCCAAGCCAUGUUCAACUCAGUUGUGAACUACACAGAACAUACGACGGAAUCGACAAACAAAAUGAAUCUAAAAGUAAUCCAGUUCUGUGAUUUUGAGGGUCAGAUUAACUGGAAGCUCGCAGGUACAUACUUGCAAAAUUUCUUUUUCAUUUGUGCUUUCGUGGUCAUCAGUUUUUGUUACACUGAAAUCCUGGCACGACUGCUUCGACCGACAUCUCACACUCGGGCCAAGACCGUGUGGUUAAUCCUCUGCAUAGUGGUGUUUUUUUUCCUGGGAUGGGGACCGUACAAUGUGGCCAUAUUUCUGGACUCUCUGAUUGCUUGGGGAAUCUCUCCAUUCAAUGAAUGUCACGUCAGCAUCUCUAUCGACUAUUUGAUGUACGUAUCUCGGAUGGUGGCUUUCUCUCAUUGCUGCCUGAAUCCCUUGUUUUACGUCUUUGUGGGAAUCAAAUUCAGAAACCACUUGAAGAAAAUGAUAUGGACUGUUUGUAAGAAGGGCAGAGAGCCUCAGAAUCGACACAGCAAGCUUAUUUACUCGAACGGUGAAGAAAUAUCUAUGCAUUAACUGCCCAUGUUAGUGGUUUCAAAAUGACAGAGUUAAUAAAGUGGCCUUUUCAAAUGAUGUGAUUGAAAUCGGUGGAUGUAAAACUGCUUCUGCUACAAAUUAAAUGAAUUCAUGUAAAGUGUCUGUAAUUAAACAAAUGUUAAGAAUGUUUUAUUUUUUAUUAUUUUCUCAAACGUGCACAUGCCUGAUGCUGUUAGGAGGAUUGCUUUGCGGGCCCUUUGAUGUGUUUUAAAUGUUAGCUGUGGUCUUUUCCUUGGUAAGGGUGCUGGGGGCUUUUUUUUGGCCUGCAUCUUUAUUUGUCAGCUUUGAUUAACCAUGAAAAUAUAUAUUUGCAUUAUAUUUCUGCUACUUUCUCAUUUCAUGUUUAAAUUUGAUGUAUUUGUCAACUUGGUCAUAUUUCUAAAUUAAAAUGAUUACAUUCUCACAGCACAGAAAAUUUGUUUACAGGAGGUAAUGUACAUCCAAUUAAAAAAACGUAUAUUUUUAUUAGCAAUGCAAAUAGAACAUUUCAGUACAAACACAGAAACCCUCAGUUUCAUCAAAGUACAUUAUAUUGUGAAAACUGCAAUAAUAUAAUUUAUUCUAAUUACCAUGUAUUAUAUACUUAGUUUUUCUACUACAUCUUUCUACGGUAUAUGCAAGCUGCUUUGCAUCAGUGCAAAAUUGUGAAAAGCACUAUAGAAUUUAAUUGCAUUUAUGUUUGCAUUAUAAGUCACUUAUGUCAUGACAAUAAACUCAUUUU